Messenger RNA from Alosa alosa (allis shad), 1046 nucleotides. Its product is annotated as CTTNBP2 N-terminal-like protein. The transcript is spliced from 4 exons. NCBI's taxonomy places the organism in Eukaryota, Metazoa, Chordata, Actinopteri, Clupeiformes, Clupeidae. The coding region runs from base 693 to 1046 and encodes 117 amino acids. The record is from RefSeq and is a predicted model, not a curated record.
UCUCAUCCAAUAAAUCUGCUGCAGGUAGACGUCUGAUGGCGAUUAAAAGAGACAACAAUGAAAACACCAGCUGGUAUAACAGAUGUUAUAACAUUGCAACUUGUUCAAAUGCAGUGGCACUGUUAGAAUUCCUCUGUAGAAUUGGCAAGGUCAACCCAUGAAUUCAUCACUGACUCGGCUAUAAUUCUCAAUCAGUGAUGUAUUUUGGGGAAAGACCCAAAUAUGUACAUGCUGAAAUCCAACUGAAGGACCAAUUUCUCCUGCAUCCAUCAGUAAAGGACUGUGAUCACCAGUCAGCAAAAGGUUUGUGAUAUGUUCAUUAGCCUACAAAACAAGCAGAUGUAUGCUAAUGUGAGGACAUCAGCUGGCGAAGAUAAGAUCCAUUAUAGCGGAACACAAUGCGAAGAAUAUUCCUCUAUCAAUCACCGCUUGAGAAAAAGGACCAUCUCGCAGACAAAGAAAUCCAAAAUCCACACGACAGUCCGUCGCUCCUCCCACCGCUGCUAGGGAUGCGCGCUGGUUGGCCGAUCCAGCGGCAAACUCCACGACAAUUGGCUAGGAGGUUCACCAUCGUCCGAGCUCCGUAGUCUCUGUUGGGAUCCGAGCACAGGCGGACGCUUCCCUGUUCUGGAGCAUUUGGAAAGUGGACACCUAUUCUUGUGGACAAUUUUGAUGAAGUAACAACGGGACGCAUGAAGGAGAGCAGCAUGAAUGUGGACAGCCUUAGCAAGCCAGAGUUGCUGAUGCUCUUGAGCGUCUUGGAGGGAGAGCUGGAGGCCCAGGACCUGGUCAUACACACACUCCGGUCCCAGCACAGAGACGCGUUCGUCCAGGAGCGUUAUGGGCUGUAUGACCUCAGUGACCCCUUCAUGGCGCUGCAGAGGGACAGUGAGGUGGUGGCUGGGGCGGUUACCGACGGCGACGACGGAGGCGGCAUCCCCAACCCACUAGCCGUCCUCAAGCUGCUAUUGGCCCUACAAGCCUGCGCUUGGGACAAGAUGAGGGGCCCAACUGGCAGCUGCCGAGAUCAGACAUGUGCAGGGUAA